Cutaneotrichosporon oleaginosum is the source of this 633-nucleotide messenger RNA. RefSeq lists its product as uncharacterized. NCBI's taxonomy places the organism in Eukaryota, Fungi, Basidiomycota, Tremellomycetes, Trichosporonales, Trichosporonaceae. The record is from RefSeq and is a predicted model, not a curated record.
AUGCCCGGCAAAGGUCUCUUCGCGAGCAUCCCGCGCGUCCUCUGCCUCACAGUCGUGUCGGUGGCAUUCACCGCCCUUGCUCAUCGCACGGCCAUCCUCUCGGUCGUGAAGGGGAUGUUUGCGUCUGCAAACGCAGCCAAGCCACAUGAUCCCACCUUGCCCGCUCCCCCAACCAUCAUAAUCUCGCCACCCUCGCCCGGCGACGCCCAUUCGCCUCCAUCGUCGCCGCUCGGCACCCGCCCCAAGCGCACCUCCCGUCGCCCGCCACAGCCCGAGCUCCUCGCGUCUCCCAUUAUGCGCAAACGCGCCCGCCCGCGCGGUUUGCCCAAACAGCGCCGUGACAAAAGCAAGUGGCGUCCCCCCCUCGCUCCCAUUACCGAGGCCGACGGCACAAUCGCAUGUGCGGCCACGUCGGGCACGAGCACCCACGCGUGCAGGAGCACGGGAGCGGCUGCGCAUGACAAUAAGGAGAAUGAGAGGGUACAGCAGCGCCCCACGAUGCCUGCCAUGCUCCGCCAGGCCGCGCGAGCGCGCGCCUUGCGCCCCAAGCUCGUGUAUCGCGACCUCAACCCUUCCUCCUCUUCUGUGCGAAAGGAGCGGUUUGUCGCUUCGAGAGCAAUCACCGCCCUCUAA